AAUUCGCUUCCACUCUAUGCAGGAUACGACCCUGACCCCUAUGUGACAUGCCCAGUGCCAUGAUUCAACGAUUUGCAAUGGACUGAUUUGUCCACAACCUACGAGAAGGUAUCCACUACGGAGUAAUGUGUUUGCCUAUCCUUUACCCUUUCUUGUGAUUUUGAUCUGCUACAUAAUGUGUCAGCGCUUCUGUAGCUAACUAACUAACUAACUAACUGCAGGUUUCAGAGCUUCUCGCACCAUCCUCUGGCUCAUUGCUGCGGCCACCCGCUGCGUUAAAUAUCCCUAGCCAGUCGAGCUGCCUGCUAUAAACAUGAUACCCCAUCGGAGUACGACUCUGAUCUCAAUCAUUGUAUUUGUCGCCCUUCUCUUGUUAAUAUUCUCUUCCUCCCCGCGUUCCAGUUCCUUCAGCGAAGAGAUUUCCGCCGCGACCAAGUAUGUGCCAAAAUUCCCCUCGUUCGACGACUUGCACCUGCCUUCUUUCCACCCGACGGCACACCAGCCCCCCGAGGCGCAACAGAACAGCUCGAGCGGCGAUUCAAAGUGGUUCAGCAAUUGGCAGUGGAUCAACCCCUUUUCGUCUUCCAUUACCCUCGACGAAAACCGAGCUGUCCUGCCUCCCCUUCGAGAGCGGCCUUAUAUCUACACCUACUAUGAUCCAAACAAAGGAAAUAGCAGGGAUGACGAGGAUGCGGAUGCCCAAUUGCUGCUUGCAUGGCGUCGCGCUUGGUAUGCGCAGGGAUUCCGUCCGGUGGUUCUAGGCCACGGAGAGGCGAUAGCCAAUCCGCUGUAUGAGGUUGUGAAACCCCUGGAUUUGAACGUUGACCUGGAAAAGGACAUUCUCCGGUGGCUUGCUUGGGGACACAUGGGCGAUGGCUUGCUCGCUGACUGGCGCUGCUUCCCAAUGGCGAGAUAUGAUGAUCCUACUCUCGCCGAUUUGCGACGAGGCACUGAUCCGGACUUCAUUACCAGAUUUCACCGACUUGACGGUGGUCUAUGUUCUGGUCAGAAGGACAAGAUUAACAAUGCGAUCAAGGAGGCGAUCGCCAAGACAGACGAAAAAUUCUCAAAAUCUGUGGUAGACGCUUUACCGAACGAAAUGUUCAAGAUCGAGGAGUCCAGCUCUUUGGCCUUCUACGACUCCACUACAGUUAGCUCUCACUACCCAACUCUCGUAGAGAAGUCUGCCUCCUCCCCGUCGGCCGGCCGGCUCGCGCUGGUGGAGCUCAUUAACUCGCACUUAAGAACUACGUUUCGGAACACCUUUCCCGGAGGCAUUGCUAUUCUAAAGCCCUUUCCCCAGAACACCACCGCGCUGGUUGAGCCAGCAUUGCGGCUCGCCAAAGCUCUUGGUCAAUGUUCGGGCUCUGUGGAGCCUUCAUCUUGCCCUCCAAACUUACAAAAAUGUCGACCCUGUGAUCCCGAGCAACCGAUGCUUAUCAGCCAGCCCGCGACCUACAGGAACAACACCCAAGUUUUCACUAUCGGCACACUCCCGCACCCGUAUACCUUGAUCAGCUUGCAGCAACACUCCGUAGAGGUGACCACCCGACAUGUCCGACGAGAAACCGAGCGUGAUACGUGGCUAAAGGAGGUUACUAGUGAGCAUUUAGGCCGCGCCCUCGGUGGAGCUCCCCGAGCGGCUGUUUUCAAGAAAGCGGUCGCGGACGAUUCCGUGAUCGGGACUUCUCUCUGGAUGACAGUUGAGUCGCUGCCUCCCAAGGUUGGUCAAGCUUUGCCGUCCGAAUUGUUAGACGAGUUUGAGUGGCAGUUCGGAUUCAAGAUCCCGCGAGAUACCAACGUCGAUGCCAAGAAUGAGGGUGAAGCCAAAGAAUCCAUGCAGCAUGCCAAUCCGAGCCAGCAAGGGGUUGCGGCCGAAUACGAGAUCCUCCGACUCGCCCGGGAAGGGUUGAAGAGCAAAGAUACCAACCGGAUCAACAUUAAAGACGUGGCAGAAGCGUGGAAUCUAGCGGACACGGAGGUGUGGCGGUUUGUCAAGGCAUACCGGGCACGGAGCAUUGUGGAACGACAGAAGUGGGAGGAGGAUGAAAAGGACUUUCUCGGGGCCCGACCCAAGGCAUAAUAGAUGGACGCAAUAGACCCUUUCUUUGCAUAGGAAGAUUCGCGCGAGGAGUCCAAUUAGUUGGUUACAGAGGUACUGUCCGUUCACUUUGGCGUUGGGAUGAUAAACAUUAUAUCUUUAUUACUAUAAGCGACGUUUUAUUCGACCAGGAUAUAUAAUUCU
Molecule: messenger RNA, 2245 nt
Organism: Aspergillus ochraceoroseus IBT 24754
Lineage: Eukaryota; Fungi; Ascomycota; Eurotiomycetes; Eurotiales; Aspergillaceae
Exons: 2
Coding region: 314-2083 (589 amino acids)
Source: RefSeq, a predicted model, not a curated record